CGCUAUCAGUGUGAUGGGCUGCCCAGCCACUGAGGCUGUGGGUUAUCACUUGUAUCCUUGCCCAGCUCUGGGAAACGAGCCGCCGGCAGGUCUAGUUACUGAAUCACGGAGAGCUCAGGAUUCCUUAUUUUUAUUAUUAGAGGUAGUAAAUGGGGAGAUUCCUAGGUGUCUGCAGCCUUCUACCGCUGAAGAAAGUUAACUUUAUUUCGAUUUAUUGGCACUUGAAGGAGGAAGAGUCUGAAUUAAUGUCCCUUUGUAGGUUCACUAUGUUCACGUGUACUUUCUUACUUUUCAUCUUGUAAGGCAGACGUUGACCGCGUGUUGGUGAUGUCAAUGGUAGAUCGCUGGUCUCCUGUUAGGAGGGGGACGGAGACUCAGCAAGACGCUCCUCUGCUCCGUCACUUGCAAACAGCAACCUCUCAUCAUCCGAGCCAAGCAGGCGCUGGGCGCUCGUUUACACCGACGGACAGGCAGCCAUUGAGACAGACAGACAGGCAGAGGCUCCUGCCUUCGCGCAGCAGGUUUGGAAGCGAAGCCUGGGAAGAGUUCUGUUCAUCAGCCACCAAGAGAUACCCAUCAACAAAGACACAACUCUACUCUCUCCUGAUGCAAGCAAUGCUAUUUCUGCGGACCUGCACACUUCUGGCCCUGCUAAUGCUGUCAGGGGUCUUGUGUCUGGAGGAGCUCUCUCAGGAUGAAUUCCGUGUUCCUGAUGACGAGGGUCUGCUAGCAAUUAAAAUCCUAAACCGGAGGCCUCAGAUGACCAGAAGACUUCCUCCAGAGCAACUUAGCUUUUCACCUGGUGCAGGGUUUGGCACCCAAUACAGUAAAACCUUGCUGUCAAGAAAACGGACGCUCCAGCCUUCAGCUAUCAAAAGGACCCCUCAUGGCUCCCGCUUCUCUCUUUCCUUGGAUGUUCCCACCAAAAUUCUAAGCAUCCUUAUUGACUUGGCCAAAGCUAGGGACAUGAGGGCAAAGGCAGCUGCCAAUGCAGAACUCAUGGCCCGGAUUGGACGUAGAAAAUGAGGACCAUCUGAACAGGCCUCCCACCAAGACCUUCAGCCCUUCCGCUUCACUACUGCAGAACUGUAAAUACCAACUUAAAAUGCACAGUCCCAUCAACGACAGCAUUAACCAUUGCGAACAUCAGUUAGCUACUGACUUGUGACCUGGCUGCUCAGAGCCCUUCAGCAAAUGUAAUGUUGACAUUUUUUUUUCUCUGCCAAGCUCGGUAUUUUUUAUUUAGGAGCUUCUAAGUUCUAACUCACAUACACAUGAUGUGCAAAACCAAAAUGGGUCCAUUCCAAAUCUAAAACAUUUCCAGGGGUGUGGAUAGAAAAUGACACUUGUGUCCAGAUCCCCUCCAUCCUUUGCACACAUUAGGUAGGAUAUGACACACCUACUGGCU
Messenger RNA from Erpetoichthys calabaricus (reedfish), 1408 nucleotides. RefSeq names its product urocortin 3, like (gene ucn3l). Lineage: Eukaryota; Metazoa; Chordata; Cladistia; Polypteriformes; Polypteridae. Gene Ontology annotation, molecular function: corticotropin-releasing hormone receptor 2 binding; hormone activity. Gene Ontology annotation, biological process: adenylate cyclase-activating G protein-coupled receptor signaling pathway; cellular response to nutrient levels; digestion. The transcript has 2 exons. The coding region runs from base 328 to 1026 and encodes 232 amino acids. Gene Ontology annotation, cellular component: extracellular region. The record is from RefSeq and is a predicted model, not a curated record.